Anneissia japonica is the source of this 1614-nucleotide messenger RNA. RefSeq names its product dnaJ homolog subfamily A member 1-like. Gene Ontology annotation, cellular component: cytoplasm; cytosol. The record is from RefSeq and is a predicted model, not a curated record. Gene Ontology annotation, biological process: response to heat; protein refolding. Gene Ontology annotation, molecular function: Hsp70 protein binding; ATP binding. Bases 198 to 1400 code for a protein of 400 amino acids. The transcript has 6 exons. Lineage: Eukaryota; Metazoa; Echinodermata; Crinoidea; Comatulida; Comatulidae.
UAAUACUACAACGAGAAGUUUCCUGAGACUGAGAGAACCGUGUGAUUCUGGUUGUAUUCUUAUUGUAGUACUUAAUGUGAUUAUUCAUAGUUUUCCGUUAAAAGACAUUUAUGCGGGUACCAUACACAUUAAGGAAGUUUGAUAUCAUUAAUUUAGUUUAAUUUUAAUUACUAGGCCUAUCAUAGAGAACAAGCAAAAUGGUGAAAGAAACAGGAUACUAUGAUUUACUUGGGGUUAGACCAGAUGCAUCAGACACAGAACUGAAGAAAGCUUAUAGAAAACUUGCAUUGAAAUACCACCCAGACAGAAAUCCAGAGGAUCCAGAAAAAUUUAAACUAAUUUCGCAAGCCUAUGAAGUUUUAUCAGAUUCUAAGAAGCGAGAAAUAUAUGACAGAGGCGGUGACCAGGCCAUAAAAGAAGGUGGUGGAGGCGAAAGUCAUUUCUCGUCACCUAUGGAUAUAUUUGACAUGUUCUUUGGUGGUGGAGGCGGAAGUGGCGGUCGACGGGAACGCAAGGGGAAAGAUGUGAUACAUCAACUUAGUGUUUCGCUUGAGGAAAUGUAUAAUGCCUCUGUCAGGAAAUUAGCUUUACAAAAAAAUGUUGUGUGUGAGAAAUGUGAAGGUAAAGGUGGUAAGAAAGGUGCUGUGGAGAAGUGCCCGACAUGUCGGGGUUCAGGUGUACAAGUUCAAGUCCAUCAAUUGGGGCCCGGCAUGGUUCAGCAGAUACAGUCGGUGUGUCGGAGCUGCCAUGGUGAAGGGGAACGUAUUAACGAAAAGGAUCGCUGCAGAACGUGCAAUGGCAAAAAAAUUGUCAGGGAGAGGAAGAUCCUGGAGGUACAUGUAGAUAAAGGUAUGAAAGACGGGCAGAAGAUAUUCUUCCGAGGAGAAGGUGACCAAGAGCCUGGUUUAGAGCCUGGGGAUAUUAUCAUUAUUUUGGAUGAAAAAGAGCAUUCAGUGUAUAAGAGACAGGCCAAUGACCUUAUACUUAAAAUGGAAAUUAACUUAGUGGAAGCACUUUGUGGAUUCCAGAAAGUAAUAAAGACACUGGACAAUAGAGAACUACUGAUUAAUUCACAUGCAGGUGACGUUGUCAAACAUGAUGAACUGAAGUGUAUUCUCAAUGAGGGAAUGCCAUUCUACAAAAACCCGUAUGAGAAGGGUCGUCUUAUCAUCAAGUUCCAAGUGAACUUCCCAAACGAUGGAUUUUUGACUCCAGAAAAAUUGAAACAGUUGGAGAAUUUGCUGCCAGGGCGUGAAGAGCCCAUCCAAGAUGAUAAUGCUGAAGAAGUAGAUUUAGUUUCCUUUGAUCCUACAACUUACCGUCAGAAAUCAAGCCACAAUCAUGUAUACAAUGAAGACGACGAGAUGGGCGGAAGACGGGUUCAAUGCCAAAGUCAUUGAUGAUAAUUAUCUUGUUUGAUACUAGGCUAAAUCUCUGUCUGCACUAUCAGUGAUCAUGUGACAAAUAUAUGUGAUUUGCCCAUAUGUGGGUUUGAUUUGACAUCGUCAUGUCCAUGUAAGAGGCCUGCCAUCCAAAUACCAGUGUACUAUUGGUGAAUUUUAAACUGAGUAAUCAGCAUAUUAGAAUGUGGAAGUAUUGUAUAGUUCGUACAGA